This is a messenger RNA of Chaetura pelagica (chimney swift), 1437 nucleotides long. RefSeq names its product katanin p80 subunit B-like 1 (gene KATNBL1). Gene Ontology annotation, molecular function: microtubule binding. The record is from RefSeq and is a predicted model, not a curated record. NCBI's taxonomy places the organism in Eukaryota, Metazoa, Chordata, Aves, Apodiformes, Apodidae. Gene Ontology annotation, cellular component: nucleolus.
AUGGCAUCUGAAGCCCACAAUGUUAGAAAACAGAAAGUGUUGCAUAUUGAAGGUCAUCCCAUUGAUCUCCCCAGAAAAAGAAUCUCUUCUUCAACUAAAAAGAUCAUGAAGGAGGGUAAGAAAUCUCCAAAACAUCUGGCUUCAUACACAAACAGAAUAACAGUUGGAAAAACGGUGACCAGUCCCCUCUCUCUUUUCAAAAAUUGCAAAAGAAAAGUUCAUUGUUACACUCCAAAGCCUUGUUACAGAAAGAAACAGUUCCCUAAAUCUAGAGGCCGUGACAUGGCAAAUAAAGAAAAUGAACUGGCUUGUGCAGGGAAUCUGCCAGCAAAACUUCACGACAGUCGUACACAAUUAGUAAAUUCUAGUGACUCUGGCUCAUCUCAAACAGAAGGCCCUUCAUCCAAGUAUAGCGGAUUUUUUUCAGAGGUUUCUCAGGACCAUGAAACUAUGGCUCCCGAUCUUUUUAUCAGGAAAAAAAAAUGGAAUCUGAGGCUGAAUGUAGCUUUAACCUUUUGGAGAAGGAGAAGUAUAAGUGAACUGGUAGCCUACUUAGUGAGGAUACAGGAUCUUGGAGUAGUAGUAGACUGCCUACCCGUGCUUACAAACAGUUUACAGGAAGAAAAACCAUAUGUUUCAGUUGGCUGCUGUGUUGAUCUUUUGCCUUUAGUGAAAUCACUGCUUAAAAGCAAAUAUGAAGAAUAUGUGAUAGUUGGUUUAAACUGGCUGCGAGCUGUCAUUAAACGAUGGUGGUCAGAACUAUCUGCACAUACAGAAAAGGCAGAGGAUGGAAAUAUUCAUAUUUUAAAACAGCAAUUAAGUGGAUUAUGGGAACAGGAGAAUCAUCUUACUCUGGUUCCUGGAUAUACUGGUAAUAUAGCUAAGGAUGUAAAUGCUUAUUUAUUACAGCUACACUGACAUGAUUGGGAAACUCUGUGCUUAUGUGGUGGAACAAUCCCCUAAAGCGUCCCUGAAAUAUACGUACUGUUUCUGAAAGCCUUUUGAGAAAUACUGGCAGAAGAGAACUGAACUGUCAAGCUGUUUAAUGAAACCACUAACAAUCCUAACAAUCUACUUCACAUUGAAGUGGAAAAACGUCUAGUAGGAGCAACUUUUACUUCAGUGAGGUGAAAGUGCACUAUGAAAACUGUAUGCCUUUGCUGCAUUUGGGAUUCACUCAGUUACUAGAUUCUCAUUUAAAAGCUACUGUAUUUUACUACAACAUCGCAUUAAAAAGAUGAAUUACAUUGUUUUGAAGACAAGACAGCAGAACCAGUAACAAGGAACCAACAAAAACAAUCAGCGUUAUGAGCUUUUAAAUGUUUUGUUGACAAGAGAACUCCAAAAUGCACAACAAUCUUCCAAUAAUAAAAAAACAAAAAAAUAACACAAAAAAACCUAAACCCUUUGGAAUAUUCAGUUACUUCUAUGUUUUAA